AUGAUUGCUAACUUUGACUCUUUAGCAUUUGCACGGACAGAGGUAAGCCUGCACCUGACCACCUUCUGCCUGCAGUACCGGCCCACCAUCGUGGCCUGUGUGUGCAUCCAUCUGGCCUGUAAAUGGUCCAACUGGGAGAUCCCCGUGUCCACCGACGGCAAGCACUGGUGGGAGUACGUGGACCGCAACGUGGACCUCCAGCUGCUCGACGAUCUCACUCAUGAGUUUCUACAAAUCCUGGAACGGACUCCGAGUAAACUGAAGAGGAUCCGGAACUGGAGGGCGUUCCAGAACUCUAAGAAGCCAAAGUCUGAUGGAGCGGACAGUGCCUUCCAGGGAGCGUCUCUCGACGGUCUCUCCAGCUCCUUCUUCCCGUCCACGUCUGACGCCGACCUGUCGUCUCUGGGUGCGGGGUCGUUCGCCGCCUUCCACAACAUGGACGCCGCCGCCAAAGCCUGUGGAUACGAGUUCCCGCCGACGCUGCCCUCAGACUUCACUCUGAUCAAAGAGAAACCGUCAAAGCAGAACGGCGCCACGUUCUCACGACCGCAGAAGGUUCUGACGCUGGAGAAAUACAGAGAAAAACAUGCUCCAGAUUUAACUUUACAAAACGGCUUCAAGACAGAGACUGAGCUGUACCCGGCCUUAUCCCCCAUCGCUCACCACCACAAGAGCAAGAGGUCACAGGCUCACAGCAGCCAAUCAGAGAGCAGGAGGGACAAGGCCAGCUCCAAGAAACCCAAAACCCAGAACUGCGUCGAGAACGGCUCCAACGAGGAGCUCAAAAUGCGGAUUAAAGUUUCCUCCGAGUCGAAGGAGAAGCACAAAGACCAUCACCGCCACUCUAAACACUCGCACCAGUACACGGUCAACGGCAGAGCGACCACGGACACGUUACUGCGGCCAGCAGGGGGCGAUGUGAGCACGGUGUCGUCCAGGAAGAGGCCUCACGGAGACAGCCACAACAGCCAUCACCACGCCAAGGGCGGCCGCGGCGCCAAGAACGCUCUCAACGCACACUUUUCAGACGUGACGCACGACGGAACCAACGGACUCCCGGCGCCCAACGGACACACGGAUUACAAAAACACGUUCGACAUGUUGGACUCGCUACUCAACGCCCAAGCGAUGAACUUGUAA
Messenger RNA from Knipowitschia caucasica, 1140 nucleotides. The record is from the annotation of a GenBank genome assembly. Lineage: Eukaryota; Metazoa; Chordata; Actinopteri; Gobiiformes; Gobiidae.